AUGGUUAAUGAAGACUUCUCAGACUAAGAGUAAAUUUGUGUUGGAAUAGAAUUAGGAACUCAAUUUAAUUUCUACAUCAGAGAUAUCAAUUUCCCAUAAAGUUUAUAUCAGCAAAAUAAAGUGAAGUUUGAUAAAGAUCCAUCACUCUAAUCUGCUUUGGGAGCACUUGGAAAAUCUUUCGUUUUUGUAUCUAAAGAUAGUGAUUAUUGGAAAAAAGUAAGACCAGCUGUAACAAAAAGCUUAUAUACUGAUAAUAGAGAUGAAAUAUAUGAAUAAAUUAAGCAAAAAAUUAUCAAAGAAGUUGAAUCAAAUCCUUUCAAAUUAGAUACUGAAUAUAAUUAUUUGCCAGAUCUCUUAAACAUAAUGUCAUCAGCCCUAUCGAAAAGCUUCUAUGAAGUGGAUCUCUCAAAAGAUCUAAUUAGUCAACUUUAAAAUGGUAAUAUGAUAAAAAGAUCUGUGAGUGAGUCACUUAUUAACAGCUUUAAAGUUUAGUUUAUUAAAACCUUUGACAAAUUAAACAUGAUUUUUCCAUUUUUAAUGUAGUAUGGAAUUGGAGUAUCGAAUUCUGAGCAAACUUACAAUCAAAGUCAAAUUAAUAAAUACUUUCAGAAAAUCAUUGCUAUAAAUAAAAAGUAAUAAGGGAGUAAUUAGAAUCAUAAAGUUAUUUAAAAUUUGAUAAAGCAUAUUCAGUUGCCUGACGAAUAGCUAAGUAUUGAACUUUGUCUUUUUUGGCUUGGCAUUCUAGAUAAUACACUUUCAUCUCUAAAUAAUACUCUUCAAUUAUUGGCAAGUAAUCCUACUCCUAGACAUAAACUUGAAGAUUUAAUAUAAAAUGGAUCUUAAAAGGAUUAGUUGGAGUAUGCUAGAUUAUGCAUAUUAGAAUCAUUGAGAAUGUUCUCUACAAAUCCAUUUUCAUCACCAUAAGGUAUUCUUAGUGAUGGCUAAAUAGGAGAGUAUUAUUUCAAAAAAGGAGACAUCAUUAGAAUUGAUUAUGAUUACAUUCAUUAUCACAAAGAUAUCUGGCAACGACCUCAAGAAUACAUUCCUGAAAGAUUUGACUUCAAUAAUCCACUCUAUCUCUAACCUAAUGGCAAAAAGAGGGGCAUUUAUAGUUUCCUAGCAUUUGGAUCUGGCAAGAGAAUCUGUCCAGGUGCUGAUUUUAUUGAGAACGUUGGUGCAAUCUUCUUGAUUGAACUUAUGAAAAGAUAUAGGUUUGAAAAUUUAGGCAACUCAGUGUUUAUGAAUCUCUAUCAACUAUAUAAGCCAAAUAUUUAAAUGAUGGUUAAAAAGCAAAAGAACACUGAUAUAUUCUGA
This is a messenger RNA of Stylonychia lemnae, 1314 nucleotides long. NCBI's taxonomy places the organism in Eukaryota, Ciliophora, Spirotrichea, Sporadotrichida, Oxytrichidae. The record is from the annotation of a GenBank genome assembly.